AUGACUCACUUUCAUCCAAAAGCUCUAACUGUCACUAUUGGUGUAGCAUUACAUAGGGCGAUUAAAUUUCAUGUCGUGAACGCGUCGUGUAUUGACAACGAGCGCUCUAUGAGCGCACCAGUGGGCAAGUUGGGCGAAUUUAGCCAUAUUCAGCUCGCUGGAGUAGAGUUGGAUAUCUGUGUGCCCCGUGGCGGAUAUUCGCUACACGUCCAGCUGAUGAAAAGGGCUUGA
Plasmopara halstedii is the source of this 231-nucleotide messenger RNA. RefSeq lists its product as uncharacterized. The record is from RefSeq and is a predicted model, not a curated record. NCBI's taxonomy places the organism in Eukaryota, Oomycota, Peronosporomycetes, Peronosporales, Peronosporaceae. The coding region runs from base 1 to 231 and encodes 76 amino acids. The transcript is spliced from 2 exons.